AUGGGUCGGACACUAUACAGCUUUACCGCGUACGCGCGCCCUUUGAUAAAUCCGAACUGUAGAUACGCUACCACAGGUUGCCCGUUUUCUAAACGCCAACGCUCCCAAAUAGCACCAACUGCCGCUCUCAACGAUGAGAUUUUCGCUAAUGCGAAACCUUACUCCGAGGUCCCCGGACCCAAACCGAUACCAAUUUUGGGCAAUACUUGGCGAAUGGUACCAAUAAUUGGACAGUUCAAUAUUUCAGAGUUCACGAAAGUGAUUAAAAUGUUUCUCGAGCAGUAUGGUAGGAUUGUCAGACUGGGUGGUUUGAUCGGAAGACCUGAUCUCCUUUUUGUGUACGAUGCGGAUGAAAUUGAAAGAUUGUAUAGACGUGAAGGGCCAACACCAUUCAGACCAGCUAUGCCUUGCAUGAUCAAAUACAAAUCUGAAAUAAGGAAAGAUUUCUUUGGAGAACUGCCAGGUGUUAUUGGAGUGCACGGUGAGCAAUGGCGAAGAUUCCGCUCGAAGGUACAGCAACCUAUGCUCCAGCCGCAAACCGUAAAAAAUUACGUUGCACCGAUCGAACUGGUCACUGAAGACUUCAUCAAAUAUAUGGAAGACGCUCGUGAUGAGAACGGCGAUCUACCGCAUGAAUUUGACAACGACGUCCAUCGGUGGUCCCUUGAGUGUAUCGGCCGCGUAGCUUUAGACGUCAGGCUGGGAUGUCUAUCGUCCAAAUUAACUAAAGAUUCAGAGCCGCAGCGUAUAAUCAACGCGGCAAAAUUUGCGCUACGGAAUGUUGCUGUGUUGGAGCUGCAGGCACCGUAUUGGCGCUACUUUCCUACACCUCUCUGGACCAAAUACGUGAAUAAUAUGGACUUCUUUAUUGAUUUAUGCAGCCGCUAUAUUAACGAAGCCCUCGAGCGCCUUAAAACUAAGAAGGUGACAUCAGAAAAUGAUUUGUCGUUGCUUGAACGUGUGCUGCGGAGUGAGGGAGAUCCUAAGAUUGCGACCAUCAUGGCGCUGGACCUAAUUCUUGUCGGGAUUGAUACGAUUUCAAUGGCGGUAUGUUCUAUCCUGUACCAAGCGGCAACAAGACUGAAAGAGCAAGAGAAGAUGGCGGAAGAAAUUAGGAGGGUGCUGCCGGAUCCAAAUCAACCUCUAACUUACUCGGAUUUGGACAAACUACAAUAUACUAAAGCUUUCGUGAGAGAAGUUUUUAGAAUGUAUUCAACCGUCAUCGGCAAAGGAAGAACAUUACAAGAAGAUGACGUUAUUUGUGGUUAUCACAUUCCUAAAGGGGUUCAAGUGGUGUUCCCAUCGAUAGCAACCGGGAAUAUGGAACAGUAUGUAUCUGAUCCGGAUGAGUUCAAGCCGGAGAGAUGGCUGCAAAACGAAGGAAGACUGCACUCCUUUGCGUCAUUGCCGUAUGGCUUCGGGGCGAGAAGCUGCCUCGGUCGGAGAUUCGCUGAUAUGGAAAUACAAGUUUUGUUAGCAAAGUUGCUCCGCCGCUAUCGCCUGGAAUAUCACCACGAGCCCCUGGAGUACAUCGUCACGUUCAUGUAUGCACCCGACGGUCCACUGAGGUUGAGAAUGUUACCACGAUAG
Messenger RNA from Parnassius mnemosyne (clouded apollo), 1590 nucleotides. NCBI's taxonomy places the organism in Eukaryota, Metazoa, Arthropoda, Insecta, Lepidoptera, Papilionidae. The record is from the annotation of a GenBank genome assembly.